AAGUAUAUAUAUUCGUGUUCGGGCAAAACAUCACUCCGUAAACUUAGGUUUUAUCAUGUGGGCUCAAAUUCUUCUCCUGUGCGCUUCGGCAACCGUAGGGCUUUGUGCUAUUGGGUCAUGCCCAACACCAAAAGUCCAGUCUGGAUUUGAGUUAGAGAAGCUUUCUGGAACAUGGUACUUGCUCGAGGCAUCUGCUUCCCUUGAUAGAGUUUCAAAGAAAUGCUCUAAGUUCAUCCUCGACAAGAAGACAGCUACCAAAUCUUCCUUCCUCCACAAAUACGUUACCAGUGUCACAGACAAAUGGAAGUCUGAGUAUUCUGAAUUGACUACGCCCAAGAAGGAGGAGCCCGCUAAGCUUUUGGUCAAUCCUUUGAAAGGAACCAUUAUGGCUAGAAAAUGGCCUUUGUGGGUUAUUGACACUGACUACGAGAAUCAUCUCAUCACGUAUUCUUGCCACAAGCUUAUGCUCGCUUACACUGAAGAGAUAUAUAUUCUGUCGAGAACCCCCAAAAUUGACGACAAGAAGAAGACAGAAUUGUACGAUUUGCUGAAAAAGCGAGAUCUGAACCAGAAGAACUUGGUUGAAGUUGUUCAGGACGAAAAGGACUGCAAAGAGUAAAACUGUGACUAAAGGCCCUUAAGUUUCAUUGAGACUGAAUAAAUUAUGUUCAAAUAACGCU
Argiope bruennichi is the source of this 680-nucleotide messenger RNA. RefSeq names its product lopap-like. Gene Ontology annotation, molecular function: pigment binding. The record is from RefSeq and is a predicted model, not a curated record. The transcript has 5 exons. Lineage: Eukaryota; Metazoa; Arthropoda; Arachnida; Araneae; Araneidae. The coding region runs from base 56 to 619 and encodes 187 amino acids.